GAGUUUAUAAUUUUUUUUUUGUAUUGAAAAUCCAGCGUUAAAAAUACGCAUUAUCAUAUUUAUUUAUUCGAAAGAUUCUCGUUUUAUUCCGUCAAUGUGGGAAGUGCGAAGUAAACAUCAGAUUAGUGGAUUUUUUAUUUGCAAGUAAACGAGCAAUCAGUAUUGCUUACAGAAAUGUAUAAGCAGAUUGUCAAUCAUUUAUUCUUACUUCAUUAGAUACAGUUCACUAAUGGAAAUUGCAUGUAUUGAAGUAAAGAAGAAAAUUCCUGAUUUAGCUAUAAAGAAGUUACUUUUCAAGCACUUUUUUCACCAUCAUCACCACUUCAUUUGAUAAUCAUUUCCAUCAUCCCAUGGAAACUUGAACUUUUAGGUUAAGUCAAGUUACAAAUUAUGUUUUACUUCUUUUUUUGCGGAACUUCUAAUUAGACUUUUAAUUGAGAAUGUUGUGCAACUACAUUUUUAAUUACAAAAUUUUCUUGUUUUUUACGAAAUUGAAAGCAAAAUGAGAAGUCACCGAAAAUCAAAACUUACCAGUAAUGUCUGCUGGUAUUAAUCAGCUGCAAUGCCCGUUCAAGCACCUCCGUGGACAGAUUUUCUAUGUUGUCUUAUCUGCUAUAAUGAGUUUGAAUGUAAUGUUCGUCGUCCUAUCAGUUUGGGUUGUGGUCACACAGCGUGCAAAAGCUGUUUGUCAAAGCUUCAAAGAAAGCAGUGUCCUUUUGAUCAAACAGUCAUCAACACUGACAUCAACCAACUUCCAGAGAAUUAUGCACUUCUUCAACUUGUUGGAGGCAGAGUGCCUGAAAAACCACCAGUUAUAUCUUUGGUACCCAAGCAGGAUUACAAACAUUAUUUAGAGGCAAAGAAAUGCAUAGAAGAGUUAGCAUUGUACUUAAAAUCUCCGACACCUGGCAUAGCCAAUGGCAUUUUACAGAAUAGCCCACUCAGUAGACCUAUGCAGAGAAAACUUGUCACUCUCAUCAACUGUCAGCUUGUGGAAGAGGAAGGUCGUGCAAGAGGAAUGAGAGCAGCUCGAUCUCUAGGUGAAAGAUCUGUGACAGAAUUAAUAUUACAACACCAGAAUCCACAGCAACUAUCUGCAAAUUUAUGGGCUGCAGUUAGAGCAAGAGGCUGUCAGUUUUUAGGACCCGCGAUGCAGGAGGAAGUGCUUAAAUUAGUUUUGUUGGCUUUGGAAGAUGGUUCAGCACUUUCUAGAAAAGUUUUAGUGAUGUUUGUUGUACAACGUCUUGCUCCUCAUUUCCCCCAAGCUUCGAAAACCAGCAUUGGUCAUGUAGUUCAGUUACUUUAUAGGGCCUCUUGCUUCAAGGUUUCUAAACGUGAAGGAGAUUCUUCAUUAAUGCAAUUGAAAGACGAGUUUCGCACCUACGAAGCACUUAGACGAGAACAUGAUGCUCAAAUAGUCCAAAUAGCAACUGAAGCAGGAUUACGCAUUGCACCAGAACAAUGGUCAUCUCUUCUGUAUGGUGAUACAGCGCAUAAAUCACAUAUGCAAUCCAUUAUUGAUAAAUUACAAACACCGCAAUCAUUUUCCCAGAGUGUUCAAGAAUUAGUGAUUGCUCUUCAGCGUACUGGAGACCCAGGAAAUUUAUCAGUUUUAAGACCUCAUUUAGAAUUAUUGGCUGCCAUUGACCCAAGUCCAGAUGCUCCUGCACCACCAUGGGAAGAUCUUAAAAAUGCGCAAGAAGCUGCUAAAAUUGUUGUUAAAGGACUAGUUGAUUUUGUUCAGAAUUUCGGAAGUCGUAAAGUGCCAGAGGAGCGAGUGAAUGUACAUGCAAAAUACAAAACAAGUAUGUGCCGUGAUUUGACUCAAAAAAGGAAUUGUCCACGAGGAUUGAACUGUACUUUUGCUCAUUCUGAUGAUGAACUAUCAAGGUUUCGAGCCAGGAACAAACGUAAUAUGGCUCGGGAUAAUGCUUAUGAAGAACGAAUGGCUGCGGAGAAAGCUGCUGCUGCGCUAAAAGAUGAUGUUAUUGCCUGCAACUCCUCACCACUCUCUUUGAACAGCCAUUCGAAUUCAAAUGCUGCUCUAAGUUCACCCGACUGUGGUAUAUCAGGUUAUACUUAUGAAGGAUCUUUUUUAGGAGAAACACCAUCAUGUGAAACAGAAGCAAUAUCUGAAAAUUCUCCUAGCACUCAUUUAUGCAGUGUCCCAGUUGGCAAUAGAUCAUUAUCUGAUCCUUCAUCUCAUCUAGAUGCACAUUCUUCAAUACAAACAUCUCAUAUGUUGAAUCCAGAGUCACCUGCCUUUCAGCCUUUGACAAAAAAAUCGCCUCAAGUUCUACCAGUGCAACCAUCUUAUCAAACAGUAUCAACUACUAUUCUUAGUGUCAUCCCAACUGCCAUAGCAGGCAUACCUGCAGCUAAUUUAAACUUGAGUAGUAAUUGCCUUUCUCAACCAUCAGUGCAAAGUUCACCUUGUCUUUCUACUUGUGAUACUUCAUUUUCUUCAUCUAUUUCUUGUUUACCGUCUGUUUGUCACAUGAAUGCUGUUCAGUCUAAAGAUUUUGAUCCAUCAAUACAGUCCAAGUCAGCGGUGAAAAAUCAGCUGGAAUGUCAGACCCUUGCAGCUCUUCAACAAAGAAAGAAGCAUCUGUUAGCCCAGUUGGAUAAAGUGAGACUUUCAAAUGCUUCUGGUCCUGAUCCCACAAUAAAUGGCAAUAUUUUACCCACGGAUGUUGCAACAUCAUAUUGUAUAUUGAAAACGAUGGACGAUGGUAAUACAGUUUCCUACUAUUCGCCUUGGACUUCAGCAAAUGUAUUUCCAUAUGGAUCAUCAACACACUGCACAAACAGUGAUUACAGUAAUUCUUUAAAUUCAUCUUGUAGUGAAGCAAAUUCAAUAGCUUCUACAGAAGACGUAGAGAAUGGAUUGUUGGAAAUGGAUUUCUCCAACUGUGCUCUAUUUUGUCCAUCAGAAAAAGAUGAGUUUAUUCCUUUUGACCCACCUUUAGUUUCUAAGUAUGGUCCAAUAUCUAGAUGUUCUAAAAGCUUAAUACGUGGGCCAGCUCCAAUUCAAGUGAAUGCUGUCUCUCAUAUGGGAGAACUUACUAGUCCCACUUCGGCUGUGCGUCAUCCUUUGCCAUCUGCUUCUUUAGCUCCAUCUUUUUAUGCAACAAAUGCAUCAGGUUUUACAGUCCCAGUUGCUAUUAUCCCAGAACAAUAUUUGCCUGUUGUUAAAUCUGCUUCUGUUGUUGUUCCAGUGGCUGUGGACUGUUCUGUUUGCCUUCCCAAUGAAGCUGAAUUACUAAGAAUAAGUAAUGCUGAAUUAACAGAAGGAUUCAAACCUACAGAAGAAUGCAUUGAUGGUAAUCUUUAUCAAAUGGAAGUUCAAGCAGAGGAAUUAAAUACGCAGCUUUUGAAAGAAGAAUUGUGGGAAGUUGAGAAAACAAUUGAGGAAAAAGAAAUGAAUAUUUUAAAAGAUGGUGCUCGAUACUCUGAACAUCCAUAUAAGCAGAAAUAUGAUUUGAAAAUUGGUGGCACUGUACCUACAUCUAUUGGACCUUGGCCUUCCCAGACAUUGGAAAAUAUUCCAUUUAAACCAUCUGAGAUUCCACCAAUCGAUCCAAGAACGGCAUUCAAGGGUUGAAUUGCUGCUGAGAGGAAGAAAAUGACAGUUUGUAUCUCUCAGAAGUGACUUCGAAGCUAUUGCUUUUCAUUGGUCAAGCAAUUGAAGACAGAUUUGUUCUUGCAAAUCUCUUAAGAUAUUUAUUCUCAAUGACGUAAAGUUUCCAAAAGAAAUUCGUUUUAUAUUGUCUCGAUGAGACAGUUCUUGUCUUGCAGAAAAUGUUAAAACAAUAUUUAAUAUUACCUAGGAAGACUGCUUUAGCCAUGGAUCAUUUAAUUUUGGUUAAUGAACAUGGUAUAGAAAGUCUCAAUGAGACUAUGAUUAAGCCUAAUGAAUUUGAAAAAAAUUACAUGUUUAAUGUUGUACUAAGUGAAUUUUUUUUCACUUAUUUUAUCUCUUUCAAAGGCUGUAUUUGUUGCAUGUGUAGUAAUUUUAUAAAUAUUCAUUGUGCAUGUAAAAUAUUUCAAUCUUAACGAAAUGACUGCUUUUAUGCUGUAGUUUCUGAUAUUCAGAUUAGCAGUAUAUACUCAUUAAUUUAUUAACCUCGAUUGCAAUUGAAUCAAGACAAAUUUGUUGCCAACUUGGAGAGAAAGCAUCUAAGAACUAAACCAACUUUCAUUUAUGGUAACCAAAGAGUCGAAAUUUUUGUUAAUGUGCAUAAUCCUUUGUAAUCCAAGGACAUUUUUUUUUUUUUGGUAUACAAGUUUUGUUGUUAUUAUAUAUACUUCAUGAAAAUGUUGGAUUAUUAUAAGAUCAUCAGUGUUAGUGAUAUAUUUUUUCUGAAAUCAAAGGAAAUGUAUCAUAUUUGUUGUUUCGUUUACUUAACUUUAUGUUCGAUUCAAUGGCAUAUUUAAAUCAAUGUUGAUUUCAUUAUAUUCGAAUUGUUGCUUGCAUAUUCUUGCUUUUGAUGCAUUUGCAAACAAUAAAAUGUGCGUUUUCAUCUUAUAAACGCAUUUAACUCUGCUUUUUUAAUAAUUCAUUUUUCCUGAGCAAAGCAGAAAUAGCCCCCCCCCCCCGAAAGAGCAUUUCGAAGUAGGGAAAUAAUGUAUUAAAGUAGCCAAAAAAAUUUCCCUGUAAUUUAUAUUUCCAAAUUUUUAAUAUUUAUUAAAAAUAUAAAACGUGAUUGAUGUAAAUAUAUCUUUUUUUAUUUAUGAAUUUGCAAAAAAGCAUCAAAAAUAUAUCCUAAUUGGGAUUUUAUCUUUUAACAUUUUUUAAAAAUUCCAUUACAAAAUUGGUUUUAAAAUAUCAUUGUAAAAAUGUAAUUUACAGUAUCCAUUGUAACUAAGAAAUCGGAACUAUACACUCAAAAAAUAGCAAAUAUGGCUUUUGUAUUACAUUUUUAGCAUAAUAUAUAAAUAAUAAUGAAAGGUGUUUCAUGGUAAUUAUACUUUUUAUCCAAGAUUUUUUUAAGCAUGUAUUUUUUCGUUAAUAAUUCGUAAAUAUUUACAUCUGGAUAUCACGGCUGUUCUGUAGCUAUUGAAAUUAAAAGUUCUCCUAUUUUCUAUUUUUAUAUUGUUUGGGUAUUGUUAUUUAAAUAUGGUAAAGAUUUUAGUUGGUGCAUCAAUCCUAGUGAAGUUAAAUUUUUCUCAUGAUUAUUAGUGACUAGAAGUUCUAGUAUUUUCAUUCAGAAGUUGAUCUUUAUAUUUUUAAAUACUUUACACUAUCGUUUUGACUUCAGAUAUAUGAGUUAUAUUUAUUAUGUAAGUUAUUCUUGAGCAAUCAAUAAUGAUGAUUCUGUGAUUAUUUGUGUGUGUGUGUUUGUUUGUUUGUUUGAGCUACUAUGUUUAAUGAGUCAAGGUCAAACUUCGCUUAACGAGAACUUCUUAUAACGAGUGAUUCACUUAACGAGCGAUGUUUCGCAGAUGAGCGGCGAAGAGACACUGUGACUUCACAUGCAGAAUUGGCGGGUGUCAGUUUGUGUCGAGCGCUUGUUUGAAGAGAACCCUCAUAUCUACAGGGAAGAAAUUUUAGCUGGAUACGGUGUCAACGCGAUCCCGAGAGGUUUCAGCAAAUGCCUAUAGAUUCUUAAUCGACGAUAUUUUGCUUCUGACCAUGGGUAUAGGGUUAGAGAUGAAUAGCUACAACAUUGAUGAGCAGGGGUAAGAACAUAGUCACAAUUACUGAAGAACAUAUGGAUCUGUAUUCUUUGUGUUAUAGCAAAAGCAAUUUGGUCAGGAGUGAAAGAAAUAGUAAACUCAACAGAGCAACAAAUAUUCAAUCAAAUAAAAGAACAGCUUGAGAAAUUAUUGUAUCGUACAUUAAGAAAUAUCACUCAAAUAAGGGUUAUAAAUUCAUAAGAUGAUAGAUUGAGUUCUCAUUUUCGCCAAAUUUUGAAACGUAGCCAAAAAUAAAUGUCUUUAGACGAUUUUCUUGUGAAAAAUACAUUAUCUAAUAUAUAAAAAUGGAUUUUUGUUUGUUGUAUUUUAUACGCUGCCGUACCAUUAAUCCGAUUGCGAUAAAACUUUGCCAACUUAUUGCUUGCCCUUGUGCGAAGGUUAUAGGCAUAGUGCAAUUAUUAUAUCUUAUAUAUAAAAAUGAGUUUUUGUUCGUAUUUUAUGCGCUGCCGUACCAUUCAUCCGAUUGCGAUAAAAUUUUGCGAACUUAUUGCUUUGAACCUAGAAAAUCCAUGUUUUUCACAAGGCCAAUUGUAUGUUGGAUGCUCACGAGUCGGACAGCCAAGAAAUUUAUUUGUUUUUUUCUGAAGACAGGAAAAAAAAAAUAUAUUGUCUACCCUAAAGUAUACUUGAAUAAUAAAGUCAAAAAAAUAGAAUAAACAUUAUUUAUACUUCUCCUUUAUAUAUCAUUCAGUUUCAGUGAAUGUAUUCAUUGUCGACAAGAAAAUAAAUUCUUCUAUCAUUCCUAAUUAAACAAGAUAGCUGUUUCAAAUUUCUAAUGAUAUUUCCAAAAGUAUUUCUUCCGCGGCAAUAACGCGCCGGGUACCAGCUAGUAAAUAAUCAAUUACAUCAUUAUUAUUAUUUCUUUAUGGAACGCAUUGUCCUGUUUUAAAUGGAUUCCUGUGGAAAAAAUUGUUCACUGAAUGUAAUUCUUGCCUCUAGGGAAAUCUACAAUAUAACAUAAAAUUUUUAUCUCAUUUGAAAUCAAAUUAAAAUGCUUUGUCUAGUCAAAUGAGAUCUAAUUCUCCAAUUUUACCUCAUUUCCAAAAAUGCGCUCAGUUUUGAUCGACUUUUGUUUUACAACAAAAUUUUUUUUUAUAUAUAUACAUUGUUCAUUGUCGCUUUAUAAAGAAUAUUUACUUGAGGAAAUAAAUAAAUUCUUGUUUUUCAUUACAUAAUAAAUAAAUUUAUUUGUAGUUCAUUUUACUCUUCAGAAGUAUUUUUAUAUGAUUUGUCCCUACAUGUAUUUUUAGAAUGUUUUAUAACCUAUUAUGUUAAUUAGUGAUGUUCUUUGAGGAUACAAAAAGUGCUAUUCAUUUUACUGUUGAGUGUUUAAAGUUUUCACUUAAAAAAUAACUGAAAAACCUUCCAAAAUUGCCAAAAAAAAUUGAUAAACUUUUGUAUUUUAAAAUUAACUUUAUUUUGGUCUACUGUUUUUUACCCAUUUAGUGCCGAACGACGAUAUAACAUAUUUUACAAAACUUGUUAAAAGUGCCAAUACCGAUAUAUCAUUGCAUAUGGGACGGGGCCUUACUCUUCAACAAAUAUUGCAAUACAAUUGGCAUUAAUUUCUUCUUUUUAUUUCGAAAUAUGACCCUUUUUGAAUUUUUGGAACAUUAUUCUUUUCCUUAUAUUGUUUCUUGUGAAUUUUUUACAAAACCGUAGUAAAUUCGUCAUCUUGAUCCUUCAUUCUUUGCAUUGGUACGAUACUUUCGGUCGGCACUAAAAGGGUUAAAAUAUCGCAAGUGCAUUUUAUUAUAUUGUUUUAACGCAUGAAUUUACAUAAUAAGGCUUCUGGAAUUAAUUUCUGUCUAAUGCUUCAAAAUUCUGUAUUUUUCCUAUACUUGCAUUGCUGUCAUAUGCUUUACUUUACAUUCCUUCUUGAAAUAUUGGUUUACUUAUUGAGAUGGUAAAAAUUAAUUAGAAGUAAUUUUUAAUUAUUUAAUAUUUAAAUUCUUUUCAGUAAUAUAGAAAUAUUAUCUACAACUUGAUGGGUACACAGUUUCUACGCAUUUGCCUUUUGUAUGUUUCUGGGAAUUAAGUGCUUUCACUGCUGUAAUCCAAAGAUUAUGGCAUAUAUUCAUUUUACCCCUAUUAUUUUGCUCAUGUUAUUGUAUUUUGUGAAAUAAUUUUUGUCUUUGUGGUUGUCUUGACUGUGUAUGAAACAUAUAAGUGACUCAUAUUAGUAAUCAUACUGUCUUGAUUAAAUUAUAGGUUUGAUUUAUUUUUAAAAUAAAGUUUUAUUUGCACUCUUCUUUACCCUUUGAUUUUCUGUUUCAACAACAUAAAUUGAGAUUUAAAGGAUAUGAUAAAAAAAAAAAAAAAAGUCAGUGUAUCUAUAGUUAAAAGUGCAGGCAAUGGUGUUUUUUAUUUGCAGUGAAGCAGAGAUUGUAGAAAAAUUAAUUUUUGAAAGCAACAAGCAAUUAAUUAUGGGCUUCCAAAAUAUUAAAUUAACUAUUGUAAUUGAUGAAAUGCUUUAAGGAGACAAAAUAAAUUGAAAGCAUAAACUGAAAUAUUUUAUUUUAAAAAACCAGUACUGUAAAUGGGCAAUUUUUAUAAUAAUUUUUUUUUUACUUCAUAAUUAUUCAGUUCAUUUAUAAAAUGCAUUGUGUUAAAAAAGAACUUAUAAAUUUUAAACUUUAUAGUUUUGUAUUUUAAAAUUGUCAUCUGUAAUGCUAUACUUUAAAUAUUUUAAGUUUUCACACAAGAAUUAUGUCUUAGCUGGUUGUAAUAAUCUAUUAUGCUGCUCUUAAUAGUUGUUAUAGAAGUUGAAGAGUAAGAGUUCUUUAAAAGAAUGGAGUCAAUUCAUGUGGCGCCCCUUCUUAUGGCAAACAUAAUUACUCACAUCUUCUAUAAUUAUGUUGCUUCACUUUGCACUAUAUGACAUUCUAAAAAUGAGCCUAAAUAUGAUCUUAUUGUAUGUUCAUAUUGUGCUCAAACUUUUUGAAUGUAUAAUAUCCAUUCUUGUGUGGCUUUUAUUUGUUAUAAUUCAAAUUAAAAACUUAUGGUUUUUCAUUUAACAGUUCAGAGAUUGGACUUGCACAAAUUUUAAGUUUUAAUGCUGUGAAAAGUUCAUCAACAGCUUAUGUGUGCAUUCAUUGGCUAACUUUGUUAAAAUAAAAAAAAGUAAUCUGAUAAGAUAUUUAAUCAAAUAUAUUAUAAUUUUAGAAAAUGUAAAUGCAGCUUAGAUAAGACUAAAUUUAAUGAUACUUGAUUUUAUUGUAAUUAGAUAAAUUUUAAGAACUAAAAAAAUAAAGUCUUAAUAUAAAAGGUACAUAUAUAUUACCUAAGAAAAUAGAAAGGGAGGGGGAAAAAAUCUUCAAAUUGUUAAAGAAUUGUUUGUAUUUUGAAGAACUCUGGAAUACAAAGUUUGCUAUGAAUUUCAAAUUUAAAUUAGUGAGCAUGCAUUGAUUCCAUUAUGUUGCAUAAUUAUAAAUUGUUCUGGUGCAUUCAAUUUUAAACAAAAUGUAUUUAUUAUAUUUAUAAAAUUUUAUUUUGAAUUGAAACUAUGCCAUUAUUUGAGGAAGCCAUUUCAAAUUAGCAAACUAUAGUUAAGGGUUUGGUGAAUAGUGCUUGAUUUUUUUUCUUAAAAAAAUUUUAAGAUUUCUUGAAUGUUAUAUUUUUAAUUAAGCAUCAUAAUAUGUGAAUAAUCAAUUAUAGUUGAAAAAACAUGCUCUUUUCUAUAUAUUUGGACAAGUUUCUGUUAAAAUUACCAAUUAUUAAAAACAGAGUAUGAUGCACAAUACUAGGUGAUUAUAUUUUCUGACAGCUUUGAGUAUUAAAUGUUUAAAAUUGAAGUCAUUUAUUGAAUUUUAAACUGACUGCAAAUUAUUGUCUGAAAUCAAAAGAUCAAAUAAAAGUUAUAAAUACUUGAUAAUAGUUAAUCAGUUUUUAUUUAAAGAUAUUUAUUCUAAGAAUUGGUUAUUGCAUUUCUAAUAAGCCUAAUUUAUAUCCUAAUUGUAAUGAUGAAUUCUGAAUGAUAAAAUAUCUAAUUAAUUUUAUUUAUCAUUAACAUAAGUUGUUAAUAAA
Molecule: messenger RNA, 9726 nt
Organism: Argiope bruennichi
Lineage: Eukaryota; Metazoa; Arthropoda; Arachnida; Araneae; Araneidae
Product: roquin-1-like
Exons: 20
Coding region: 563-3604 (1013 amino acids)
Molecular function (GO): metal ion binding
Source: RefSeq, a predicted model, not a curated record